Messenger RNA from Heterotrigona itama, 472 nucleotides. The record is from the annotation of a GenBank genome assembly. NCBI's taxonomy places the organism in Eukaryota, Metazoa, Arthropoda, Insecta, Hymenoptera, Apidae.
CAUUUUCUAUGACUCCAGUCUUUAUCCGCGGAGGAAUUGAAUGUUAAUUUAUUAGAAGAAGAAGGAGGAAAGAAGAAUUGUCUUCCCUCUCGCGAGUUCCUAUUGAUUGAAGACAAAAUGGCGAACGGUGGACACGGCGUAGUCGUAAACGGGGUUGGUGCACCUGGUGCCGGCACGCUUUCGAGGGAAGAAAGACGUCGACGCAGAAGAGCGACGCAAAAAUAUCGAACUGCACAUGCCACGAGGGAAAGAGUUCGAGUGGAGGCUUUCAACUUAGCUUUCGCAGAACUUCGAAAGCUUCUGCCGACCUUGCCACCAGAGAAGAAACUCUCGAAGAUCGAGAUCCUUAGACUAGCCAUCUGCUACAUCGCUUACUUGAAUCACGUCCUCGAAGCUUGAAUAAUCAACUCAAUAGUUGAUAACUGAUCAAAGCUAGUUGAUCAGGGAUCACUCUAUUUUUACAAGGUCUAAC